AUGUCGCGUUCCGAUACCGACGGACGCGACACCAGUUUUGCAAGUCGCAACGGUGUUGGCGGUUCGCAACUUUCUGAGCCUCCUUCACAGCGUCGCGAGCGACCCGAUUACGGGUAUGCAGUGGAAGAGACCCACCGACCUCACACGGCACAGGAACGAUUCCCGGAUUCGCAUGGUCAGCGUUCAGCUCCUGAUCUGUACUCGCGCGACUCGGACCGAUUUUCCUACCAUAGAGGUGACACUUUGACGCCAGCGCAGGAGAGGUCUUACCAGCGCGAGCUCGAAUUGAUGAAGGCUCGCGGAGAGCAAGAGCGCUCGUACGGUGGCGCUUCAGCAUCACGGUCAAGCCGUCCAUUAGAAGCAGAUCACCAUUAUGGGGGCAUGCCUCUGACACGUGGCUUGGUCGACGACUUCGCACCCGAACCAAUGGCGAGCAGCGGAAGACCCAAUCUCGAGGGGUUCUCGCGCGUCGAGAACGGUAGGCGGUAUCGACUGGUCGUGGUUCAGCAUCCGAGUCGUGCGCGAAUGUGUGGCUUCGGCGACAAGGAUCGACGUCCGCUCAGUCCGACGCUAAUUGUCAAACUAAUCAUCACUGAAGAAGCGACGGGCGAAGAGAUCAGUCCGUGCGAAGUCAACACGUCGCUCUUCCUGCUCGCUACAGAUCUUUGUCAUCCGGACGAUCUCAUGCUUGCACCAAGAAAUAUUCUUGUGCAUCAUCAUGCCUCUUCGCUUUCCUCUAAUCCCAUCCAGCAUGGCGGUGCCGGUGGAUAUGCAACCGACGAAUUUGGGCAUCGAUCCGGUUCAAGUUUGGGCAACUUUGCUGCUGACGGUGGUGGUCCUUGCGAUGAUGGCUAUCGCUCCAGCACUCAUCCGCAGCAUGCGUCCGAAUCUACAGGAGCAGCAGCGUUGCCGUUGUCCUCGUCGUCAAUGAACCCCUACGAUCGAUCACCUCACGCAUCGUCAUCGAUCCAGUUUGGCGGCGGCGGCAAUUUUGCGCAGCAGAGCCAAGCAGAAUCGUACACCCGAAAUCUAGUGGGAGCUGCCGUAGCCAGCGCCUCGGUGCUCAAGGAUGAGCAAGACAAGUGGUGCACAUUCUUCGUCUUCCAAGAUAUUUCGGUCCGCACCGAGGGUGUUUACCGCAUCAAGCUCAUGUUUGUGAAUCUCGAAGUAAGCGGUCGUGUGGGAACGGGUGUCGCUGACGCACUCGCAGAAACCUACACGGACGCUUUCACCGUCUACUCUCCACGACGUUUUCCUGGAAUGUUGGAUCCAACACCGCUUUCUCGAAAACUGGCCUCGCAGGGUAUCAAGAUUCCUGUUAGAAACGAUAAAAAGAAGCAACGCAGGCGUAAUGACGAAGGAGGUGACGGCAUGGGCGAUUACGAUGGAGCGUCUGGUGGUGACGAAGACGACGAGUGA
Messenger RNA from Mycosarcoma maydis (corn smut), 1419 nucleotides. RefSeq lists its product as uncharacterized. Bases 1 to 1419 code for a protein of 472 amino acids. The transcript has a single exon. NCBI's taxonomy places the organism in Eukaryota, Fungi, Basidiomycota, Ustilaginomycetes, Ustilaginales. The record is from RefSeq and is a predicted model, not a curated record.